Alternaria ethzedia is the source of this 756-nucleotide messenger RNA. RefSeq lists its product as uncharacterized. Bases 1 to 756 code for a protein of 251 amino acids. The record is from RefSeq and is a predicted model, not a curated record. Lineage: Eukaryota; Fungi; Ascomycota; Dothideomycetes; Pleosporales; Pleosporaceae. Gene Ontology annotation, cellular component: cytosol. The transcript is spliced from 2 exons. Gene Ontology annotation, molecular function: RNA binding.
AUGUCUUCAGCAGGACGUGGCCGCGGCGGCAAGUUCAACAAGGUCAAGCGCGGAGGCGGCAAGAAGUUCUCACGCGACCUACAACCGUUGAAUGCAGAUGGCGAGGUCGUUGGCAUGUGGGGUGAACAACCCGACAAGGUUGACGAAGAGUCGUCCGAAGAGGAAGAAUCUUCUGAGGAAGAGUCUGGCGACGAGGACGGCAAGCCCGCACAAGAAGAACUGACGCGCGAGCAGCGUCGCGAACUCGCAAAGAAGCGCAAGGCGGCCGCGAUCGCGAAGAAGUCACAGAAGACCCCCGAGGCAGGCGAUAUGCCCACCGACUCCUCCGAAGAGGAAGACGACGAUAUGCCCGCGAACCCAAACCACACUGCGAAAGCCCGUACACAAGCCACAAAGGCACCUGUCGACCCAGACGCUGAGCCUGCUGCUGCCGCUGCUAAGGGCAAAGGCAAGCAGCAAGACCUGUCUCAACUCUCUCGCCGCGAGCGUGAGGCUCUUCAGGCACAAGCCAGCAAGGACCGAUACGAUAAACUACACGCUGAAGGCAAGACCGAGCAGGCUCGUGCCGAUCUGGAGCGCUUAAAGCUGGUCCGCGAGCGUAGGGAUGCUGAGGCGGCGCGGAAGAAGGCUGAGGCUGAGGAGCGUGCUGAGCUGGAGAAGGAGAAGAAGGAGCUCAUGGACCGUGAGAACAGGCGGCGGGAGCAGGCCAAGGGCAAGGCGGACCGUCUUGCUAAGGGCGGCAAGAAGAAGGCCUAA